AUGGACACGCCGUUGAAGGACCGCGAGACGUUCAUCCAGCAGAGCAUCAAAGACGUCGUCUGUGACAUAUGCGAAGCAACCUUCACAUAUGUCGUCCUUUUCCACAUGGCCCCCAAACCCGUCUUUGUGUCAGGCGAGCGCAAAGUUAUCGACACCCUUGAUCAAGUCGACGACAAGCAUAGAGCCGUGGACUUCGUCUUGGACUUGUUGUUCGCAACCAAAGCCUUAUACGAAAACGAGUCAAUAUUCGAGUCCGACAUCGAUGAGAAGAUAAAUGAAGCCUUGUUGCACAGCGCCAAGCGCCACAAUUGCAAGCAUGGAUUGCUCAUAAAGGCAGUUCAUUGGGCUGCUGUCUCUGCAGUCGCGAAAGAGAUGGUCGAAAUGCACUACAAAACUGAAGGCAAAGCUGAGUUGGACGUAUUAGCGAAGUCCUCGAAUUGGAUGGCGAAGAUGGCGAAGGCAGUAGGGCGGGAAAAAUGGGAUCGCUAG
Messenger RNA from Alternaria arbusti, 489 nucleotides. RefSeq lists its product as uncharacterized. Lineage: Eukaryota; Fungi; Ascomycota; Dothideomycetes; Pleosporales; Pleosporaceae. The transcript has 2 exons. Bases 1 to 489 code for a protein of 162 amino acids. The record is from RefSeq and is a predicted model, not a curated record.